AUGAGAAAUCAUACUGCAGUGUAUGAAUUCAUUUUUGCAGGAUUCACUGACUCUUCAAAACUGCAGAUCCCUCUCUUCACAUUCAUCCUACUAGUAUAUAUUAUCACACUGCUUGGCAAUCUUGGGAUGGUCCUUUUAAUCAGAAUUAACUCACAACUUCACACCCCGAUGUACUUCUUCCUUAGCAACUUGUCCUUUGUAGACUUUUGCUACUCCACUGCUGUCACUCCAAAGAUGCUGAUGGACUUGGUUGUGAGGAGAAAAACUAUUUCAUUGCCUGGAUGCGCUCUACAGAUGUGGUUUUUUGUUCUCUAUGCAACCACUGAGAGUUUCCUCUUAUCUGCCAUGGCAUAUGACAGGUAUAUGGCCAUUUCCAACCCUCUAAUCUAUACAGUCAUUAUGUCACGAAGAGUUUGUGCUCAGCUGGUGAUGGUUCCCUACCUUUUUGGAAUGUUGAAUGCCACGACACAAACAACCUUAUCAUUUCAAUUAACCUACUGUAAUGGCAACAUAAUCAACCAUUUCUUCUGUGACAUCCCUGCAGUCAUAUCACUCUCCUGUUCAGAUAUCAGACUCAACAAGAGGGUGCUUUUCGGUCUAUCUUGCAGCUUUGGCAUUGUGUGCAUGUCUGUUAUCAUUGUCUCCUAUACCUACAUCGUCACGGCCAUCCUGAGAAUUCGGUCCAAUCAGGGAAGGAGCAAAGCUUUUUCUACCUGCUCAACUCACCUCACGGUUGUGUCAAUCUUUUAUGGGACACUCUUCUUUAUAUAUGUCCGUCCCAGCUCCAGGUCCAACUCGUCAAUAGAUGUGGACAAGAUGGUCUCCGUGUUCUACACAAUGGUGAUCCCCAUGCUGAACCCUUUGAUCUAUAGCUUGAGGAACAAAGAGGUGAAAGAUGCAGUGAGGAGAUUGGUAAAAGGGAAAAAGCACAGUGUGGUAAGAAAGGGGUAA
Rhineura floridana is the source of this 951-nucleotide messenger RNA. Its product is annotated as olfactory receptor 5G9-like. NCBI's taxonomy places the organism in Eukaryota, Metazoa, Chordata, Lepidosauria, Squamata, Rhineuridae. Gene Ontology annotation, cellular component: membrane. The transcript is spliced from 2 exons. The record is from RefSeq and is a predicted model, not a curated record. Gene Ontology annotation, biological process: sensory perception of smell; G protein-coupled receptor signaling pathway. Gene Ontology annotation, molecular function: odorant binding; G protein-coupled receptor activity; olfactory receptor activity. The coding region runs from base 1 to 951 and encodes 316 amino acids.